CUACCUGGUCUUUCUCCACUAACAGGCUGUGGUGGUGUAGCCAUGGGAAUGUACAAUCUUGACCAGUCUAUCAAGGAUUUUGCCCACAGUUCCUUCCAAAUGGCACUGUCUAAAGGCUGGCCCCUCUACAUGAGCACCAAGAACACCAUCCUGAAGAGAUACGAUGGCCGCUUUAAAGACAUCUUCCAAGAGAUCUAUGACAGAGAAUACAAGUCCCAGUUUGAAGCCAAAAAGAUCUGGUAUGAACACAGGCUCAUCGAUGACAUGGUUGCUCAGGCCCUGAAAUCUGAAGGAGGCUUUGUCUGGGCCUGCAAGAACUACGAUGGGGAUGUGCAAUCUGACUCUGUUGCCCAAGGCUAUGGCUCUCUGGGGAUGAUGACCAGUGUCCUGAUCUGCCCUGAUGGCAAGACUGUUGAAGCAGAAGCUGCUCACGGCACAGUUACUCGUCACUACCGCAUGCACCAGAAAGGCCAAGAAACCUCCACUAACCCCAUUGCCUCCAUUUUCGCAUGGACAAGAGGACUUGCUCACAGAGCUAAGCUGGACAACAACACUAGCCUCAAGAACUUUGCAGUUGCCCUGGAAGAAGUCUGCAUUGAGACCAUCGAAUCUGGCUUCAUGACAAAGGACCUUGCUGCCUGUAUCAAAGGCCUACCUAAUGUCACACGCUCUGACUACCUGAACACCUUCGAAUUCAUGGACAAGCUUGCUGAAAACCUGAAGGGGAAGCUGGCCUCUCUGCUUAAACUUUAAGGCACAGGUUCUGCUCAAGCUCCACUAACAAAACAUCUCCCACUUACACCAGACUGUAAGUGGCACUGUAUCACACUCUGUUGUGUAAUAUUUCAAAUACCAGACAAAUGAACGUGUAGACUUUUAAAAAAUGUUUAAAAGACUGUGUUUUCUUAAACCCCUUGAGCUGCUGGGCUAGGCCUUACUCUUGCUAAGCAGCUGAAUGUGGUAGUAUUCAAGCUCAAUGUGGGUCUGGAUUCCUAAUGUCAUUCAUGGCAGACCUGAGGUUUUUCCCCAUGACUUGUUGAUCUGUGUUUCUUUUCUCUUCCUCUCAGACUG
This is a messenger RNA of Leptosomus discolor (cuckoo roller), 1071 nucleotides long. NCBI's taxonomy places the organism in Eukaryota, Metazoa, Chordata, Aves, Leptosomiformes, Leptosomidae. The record is from RefSeq and is a predicted model, not a curated record.